Molecule: messenger RNA, 3069 nt
Organism: Uloborus diversus
Lineage: Eukaryota; Metazoa; Arthropoda; Arachnida; Araneae; Uloboridae
Exons: 10
Coding region: 1-3069 (1022 amino acids)
Biological process (GO): G protein-coupled receptor signaling pathway
Cellular component (GO): membrane
Molecular function (GO): protein binding; G protein-coupled receptor activity; protein-hormone receptor activity
Source: RefSeq, a predicted model, not a curated record
AUGCUUCAGGUGACCAAUGACUGUUCAUCCAGCUUUGAGCGGAACAUUCCUGUUUUCAGAGAUUUAGAUAGCAACAAAAUUCGGCACUUGCAUUCUGGAUCAGUGAAGAUGAAGACUGAAAUGCUAAAUUUGGACUUUAAUCUUAUCAGAACUAUUGAAGGAAGAGCGUUUGAAGGGUCAGAGAUUGCAAAAUUGAGCUUAAAAGGGAACACGCAGCUCCAUUCAAUUCAUGAGGAUGCUUUCUCAGGGCUAAAGAAUGUGAGGACUCUAGACCUGUCUGAAACGAGCAUCAACUACCUGCCAGUGAAAGGUUUAGAAGAACUUGAUGUGCUGAAGCUCACCGAGGUAUAUCCUCUGAAAGUGUUCCCUUCGGUAUACCACUUCAAGUACAUCAAAGAAGCCUAUCUGACGUAUCCCUACCACUGUUGUGCAUUCAAGUUCCCAGCGACGCAUGAUCCGGAGGAAUUUUCAAAGUACAUCGACUUCAAGAAAAACAUGGAAAAUCUGUACUGCAGACAAAAUCCAAGCACAACGCCCACAACUUGGUUGGCUUUGGAUGCAGAAAAAAACGUCAGGCGAAAAAGACGGCUUCAUCAAAUAUUGGAGAAUUCCUUUGAGCCACCUAUUGAUAAAAUCGGAAAGUAUGCUCCAUUAGUGAAUUCCAGAACUUAUUAUUCAACGAAGGGAGAGAACCACGUGGGGACAAUUCAGUUUCCAAGACGUGGGGCUCAAGGCAGCCUGAGCUUUGUAAAAGAGCGUCAUAAGAAACAUAAAGGUCAUGUCAAACUUUUAAGAGGCGCAAGAAUGGUAAAGAGGAAUGAUUUCCAUUUUCGUGAACGAGGAGUUCUUGUAAGCAGAGACAGUCAAUCUAUUGCAGAAGAUAGGCAUGACUGGAUACGCAGAACGGCGGAGUGGGGAAGUAUUCCCAAGUCAGAAAUUAACAUUCACCAGCGACUGUUUUCCGUUUUCUGGUGCAAAUGGAUACUUUCAGGACUGACGCUAAAUGUCGGAUUUCUACUUCGCAACUGGAAUGGAGUUUUAGAUACUCCCUCUAAUGUCGAGUCCUCUACUGAGCUUGAAAAGGCAUGCAUGUUUCCUGCCUCGAGUGUCAACCAGAUAGAUCUUCCUUCGUCGACGGACUUUGUUGCUAUCGCAGCAGAACAGAAGUUGGAUACAGAGCUACGGAAACUUCUUGUUUGUACGGCGCCAGAAAACAGCCUCAACCUACAGCCCAUGCAGCUUAGCCAGGGCACAACUCUAUAUUGUGAUGUGCGAGAUGCAAGAGAGUUUUUCCAGCCCAUGGACACCAGCAUAGUCCUCGACCCUACCAAGUUUGUGCACAAGCUGAGAGACUGUAUGUCAUCCUUAAAGCCAGUGCCUACUAGUGCCCACUGCAAACGCAGUCCUUUUGUGCAGAAGGACUUGUUAACGUCGACUCAUGUGUUCCUUCGCAUUGACUCUCUACGAAAGUCUUUGGAGCCAACUUAUUCCGGUCCUCAUGAAGUGCUCGCUAGACAGGAAAAGACUUUUCGCAUAAAAAUCAACAACAAAGAGGCAGUUGAUAUUUUACUCAACAGCUCAGACGCAGAAGAAUUCUUUGGUAGCCAAUUAACAACGAAGAAAAGAAAACCCAAAAUGCAAAAGAAUUUUCCAGAAAAUCCCUUCAUGGAAGGCGUGUUCCACGGAACAACUGUUGCAGUCAUAUCGGAAUUCGAGUUACAAGCUUUUUGUGGCCAACUUGCCAAGAAUUAUCGCGAUGUCGAGUGCUACCCCACUCCAGAUGCAUUCAAUCCUUGUGAAGACGUUAUGGGCAACAUGAUGCUCAGGGCUUUCGUGUGGGUGGUUGUCGGGACCUCUAUUUUGGGCAAUGUGGCCGUUAUGGUGGUCCUCAUGAGUACUGGUGCUUGCAAAAGUGUGUCUAAGUUCCUGAUGUGCAACUUGGCUUUUGCUGACUUUUGCAUGGGAGUUUACUUGCUGUUGAUUGCAGCGAUGGAUUUGCACAGCAUGGGGACCUAUUUCAACUACGCAAUAGACUGGCAGCAUGGUAUAGGCUGCAAAAUUGCUGGAUUUUUGACAGUAUUUGCAACUGAACUUUCCAUCUAUACACUGACCGUAAUCUCGAUUGAACGCUGGUACGCCAUAACCUACGCAAUCAACCUCAGCAAGCGCCUGAAACUAAGGCGUGCUGCUAAAAUAAUGUCAGCAGGCUGGCUAUUUGCACUAACAAUGUCUUCUUUACCUCUCAUCAACGUGAACGGGUACUCUAGAACAAGCAUAUGUUUGCCCAUGAAGAGCGAAACUACAAGCGACAUAAUUUACCUGUUGAUUCUCUUGGGCACCAAUUCUCUGACAUUCAUCUUCAUUUUCUUCUGUUAUGGUAACAUGUACAUAUCAGUCAUACGACACCAGAGUCGUGCUACGGCCAAUGACAUGGCCGUUGCCAAGCGAAUGGCCAUGUUGGUCAUCACCGAUUUUCUUUGUUGGGCACCAGUUGCUUUUUUCGCCACGACAGCUGUUGCCGGAUAUCCGCUCAUUGACGUCACAAAGUCGAAGAUUCUGUUGGUGUUCUUUUAUCCUCUCAACUCGUGCGCCAACCCUUUCCUCUACGCCAUUUUCACCACCCAGUAUCGCCGUGAUUUUUUAAUCUUGCUCAAGCGCUGCGAGGGGUUCCUUGAACGGACGUCUAAAAACGAUAAAAAUUCCUCGUGCAAUGUCCCUCCUCUACAGUUUUCAAGCGAUAUAAAAUACUGGAAGAACUCCUGUUCGUCUCAUCUGUCCACUGAUAAUUCGAUGAAGGUGCUGAGGCCCAGCGACCUGAGCAGUCAACAGGAUGUCUUCUCAACUUCAGGUUGGGAGGAUCCGGAAGCUGGAGACGUCAUCCAGCUUUGGUCCUGCAUGAAAGAUUCCUCGUCCAGUGAUGACAGUGGACAGUGCUGCAAAAACUACAGCAGUAGUUCUCACAGCACAACAACGCAUAGAGGCUCGCCGCAUCCAGUCAAAAAUAGGUUUGUGCAUGUGGAUAGGACCAAUAUUCUUGAUGUUUGUGAUAUUCGUUCCACUUCGAUGUAA